AUGACAGCAAUCAAGGAUGCUAUUGUCAAGGACCACCGGGAGCUGGAGGAGUACUACAACGAGAUUAUAAAUUCGACGGACCAUGACCACCAGGAACGCUUCGGUAAUCAAUUCACCUGGGAGCUCGCCCGACACUCCGUUGGCGAGGAAUUGGUGGUGUACCCUGCUUUUGAGAAGUAUAUGGGCGAGAAGGGUAAGGCGAUGGCUGAUGAAGACCGCCAGGAGCACCAUAAAGUCAAAGAACUCCUAAAGCAGUUCCAGAACAUGAAACCCCAAGAAGCCGACUACCUGCCCAAAUUGAAGGAGCUCUGGGCUGAUUUGUCCGGGCACAUCAAGGAGGAGGAGAGCCGAGACAUGCCCGCCUUUGAAGAAGCGCUUGCUAAUGCCGAGGAGGAAUCCCAGGCCUUGGCAAGGAGCUUUGGCAGGACCAAGGCGUUUGUGCCGUCCCGCAGUCACCCAAGCGCCGGCGAAAACCCGCCUUUCGAGACUGUCAUGGGUCUUUUGACUGCACCGUUUGAUCACCUCGCUGAUAUAUUUCGAAAGUUCCCAGACAAUACAGUCUCCCCAAAUCCUUCAACUAAAUAG
Clonostachys rhizophaga is the source of this 585-nucleotide messenger RNA. Lineage: Eukaryota; Fungi; Ascomycota; Sordariomycetes; Hypocreales; Bionectriaceae. The record is from the annotation of a GenBank genome assembly.